Messenger RNA from Gadus chalcogrammus (walleye pollock), 1545 nucleotides. Its product is annotated as ankyrin repeat domain-containing protein 33B-like. Lineage: Eukaryota; Metazoa; Chordata; Actinopteri; Gadiformes; Gadidae. The record is from RefSeq and is a predicted model, not a curated record. The transcript is spliced from 5 exons. The coding region runs from base 52 to 1545 and encodes 497 amino acids. Gene Ontology annotation, molecular function: protein binding.
CUGAACGGAGGGUUAAAGGUCACACAGAAUGGAACGGCCGGAGGUGCCAAAAUGGCCAUCGGAACCCCCAUCAUGUCAAUCGACAGGGAAGAGGAAGAGUCGGACGACAGCGAGUGCGGCGGAGGCGGUAGCGGUAGCGAUGGCGACUCUGAGGACUCGCGGAACUACUGGGAGGACGACGACGACGACGUGUACCAGGAGUUCGAGGAGCUGGACUUCGAGUCCCUGCCCGACCGGUCGGACACGUGGAGCACCCUCUCCGACGACUCCUUCUACCCGCCGGACGACGCACUGGCGUCGGGCCUGCAGUGCCUGGCAAGACCGGGCAGCCCCGAGCCCAUCUCGCUGUUCAAGGCGUGCGGCAACAACAACCCCGUCAUCGUCAAGAUCCUGAUCCGGCAGGGCGUGUCCGAGGAGGAGGUCAGGGAGACGGACAGGAACCGCAGAACUGGGCUGAUUAUAGCGUGUUACCAAGGUUACGUGGACGUGGUCAUCGCUCUGGCCCAGUGCCCGUACCUCGACGUCAACUGGCAGGACAACGAGGGCAACACGGCACUCAUAACAGCGGUGCAAGCAGGGCACCUCAUGAUCUCCAACCACCUGCUCAACUACUUCCCCAGGCUGGACAUCGAGAGGAGGAACUGCCACGGGUUCACGGCCCUGAUGAAGGCCGCCAUGCAGGGCCGGGCGGAGUGUGUCAGGGCGCUGAUGAUGGCCGGCGGGGACAUGGAGGCCAGGGACUACAGCCGCCAGCAGACACCCAUGGAGUGGGCUCUGUUCACGGGCCGCUACGAGACGUCUUUCCUCAUGGAGAGGCUGAUGGCACAGCCCUGCGCAGAGCAGUUCUGCAACAACUUCUCCUUGGAAUGGCCCAUGCUUGAGGAGCUGGUGGCCCGAUCCCAGGAGCCCAAGUCCUGCUGGGGCCGCCUCGGCGACCUGCUGAACUGCUGCCCCGUCACCCUGCACCUCAGCAACAAGGUGAACCCGGUGGACGACGGCGUCCUGGACUACAUGGUGCGCGUCACCACCAGCCUGCUCAGCCCCCUCAUCGCCACCGCCUGCCACACCGUCUGCCCCGGCAGCCCGCCCUGCGUGGGCAAGCGCCGCUUCGCCGUGCCGGAGAUCCUCCGCCGGCAGCGCGUGGACCAGCUGCGGCAGCUGGGGCCCGGGAGGCACGACAACUACCAGCGGCUCUUACAGAACUCCCGGGUGCUCCUGGUGCCCUCGGCCCAGGGCCGGCGGGCCAGCCUGCAGCCCCAGCUCCUCCGGGAGGUGGCGGCCGUCUCCUCGGUGGCCAUGCGGAGGGCCAGCCUGCUGCCGCUGCACAUGAUGAGGCGGAGCAGCGUGAGGCCGGGCCCCGUGGUGCCCAAGGUGAGGCUGUGCAAGGCCCCGUCGCCCUCCUACGUGCCGGAGGCGACCGGGUGCCGCCGCGACGACCCCGCCCACCUGCAGAUCCCCAAGUGGAAGUACAAGAAGAAGGCGGAGGGGAGCAAGGAGCAGGAGGCGGCGAGGCAGCAGGUGUUUCCUCUGACCAAGAGGAAGUGA